Nelumbo nucifera (sacred lotus) is the source of this 2277-nucleotide messenger RNA. The record is from RefSeq and is a predicted model, not a curated record. Lineage: Eukaryota; Viridiplantae; Streptophyta; Magnoliopsida; Proteales; Nelumbonaceae.
AUUCGUUGUUUCCAAAGAACGCCUACUACUGGUUCUUCCCCCUUCUCUCUGCACUCCCUCUGUCUAAUAUAUUCGGGUUUCCGAAAGAAUGCCGACGAUUGUUUUGUUAUACAACUGCGGGGUGAAUGGAAAACGAUCGCCAGCGAGCUUCUUCCCCUUCCUCAUUUCGACAGAGUGUUUAUUUUACGGCAAAGGCAGCUACAAAAAUCGUCGGCGAGCCUGGGACUUCUUUCAAUCUCAGCGAGUGUAUUCUACAGUAGAGGCAGCGAUAAAAUUCAUCGGCGAGCGUUGUGUCCCCUCCUCUCGGCUCAAGGAUUGUUGAAAUCCUACGAGCUCUAUCAUAUUAACCCUCCGGGUUGUUGUCGUUGUUCCCUCAAAUCUCCCGACGCCAACGGUUGUCUCCAACGCUUUCAACCUAAUUUCGAGUUGCAGAGUUACCCUCUUGGCAGCUGUAGAGUUGUGCCCUUGGGCGUCCACUGUUUCUGUUCUCGUGUAAGUUCCAUUUGGUCCGCUUAUAUUGAUGACUUAGAGGGUAUUGGAGAUUAUGCAUGGGGAAGAUGCGUGCGUAAUUACUUGGUAGCUGACCUAGAUAGGCUCAUAUACAAUAUGGAAGGGGGUUCUAGCACAGGCGCAUCCGGCAUCAGUGGAAAUCUAAUUGGAUGCAGCACUGCAUUAUUGGUUGUUGAAUCUCUAACCCCCAAUGCUGAUGAGCUGCCCUUACUGGAUGUGGGUGCAAAGGUCCCGGUUGGUGAGACCGGUGGCCCAAGUAACGAGGAGAGGCAUGGAGCGAGUGAUCACCCUGAUCCUCCCUAUGAGUGUAAAGGGAGGAAGGGUUUCUGUAAAAGUUGCAUGGAAUCAUUAAAAUACCAAAUUUUUCAGACGGAGGCCAGCCAGUAUGCAUUGACGAUGAAGCAGAAUGUAGCGCUUCGCGCGAACUCUCUUGAACGGGUUACUAUAGAAGCGACAACCCAGUUUUGUGAGAUCUUUGAGCCUUCACCCUCCGUUAUGUCCAUGUACCAACGUAGAUCACAACAGGCUCAAAGAGAGCGGUUCCAAAGUAGUGCAGUGGUCUCCCCAUAUCAAGCUCCAAGGCAGCAUAGGCAUGUUGCGAAGGAGUUUGCCAUUGUGGCUAGUUCAAAGAAAGGGCAACAAGUGAAGUUUCCCAAUGGACCAUCAAUUUGGUCUUCCUUUAAGAAUAAGAAGACGCUACAAAAAGAUGAUUUGGCAGUGAUUAAGUCGUUCUUGUAUAGUUCCAUGGGAGACCAACAAUACAUAUGGAGUAAUGAUGAUUUUUGGUUGAGCGCACGAUGCAUGCGUCACCUAUUUGACCCAACUGCUUGGGUAUAUGACAAGGUGAUUGAUGCAUAUGGGUUCUUGUUAAGUGCAAGACCCACAAAUGCAAUCAAAAUCUGCUACGUGUCAUCGAUGGCCCCGCUUUAUUUUGCUGGCAACCGGCUGACCGUGAUACAGAUGUAUUCAAUUGGUUGCAGCCCAAUCUGAUAUUGGCAUCGGAGAAGGUCUUUAUACCAAUAAUGGGCAGAUCACAUUGGUAGUUAUUGGUGCAAUCAAAACUAAGGGAGAAGUUGGCGCCAAUGAUUCCUGGUAUCAUCGGGUGGCCAUACGAUUUUGCGACCUCAAUUCCAGAACAACUAGGAAAAUGAUUGAUGUACUACACUGGGAGAUCGGCGCCCAAAUAUUGCGACACAGCAUCCCCUAAGUGGAGUAAUGACUUAGCUCAAAGCAAUGAGUCAUGCAGAAAGGAAUCUUCUAGUAACUGGUAAAACUUGUGAGGAUUUGAUCCUGCUCGAUAAUGGCAGCCUUGAGAACCCCAAGUGAGGUAUGUGCUGGAUCUUCUAGUGUUUCCAUGGAAAUGCAGUUUUCAGAAGUUGCAAGUCGUGUCAAGGGUACAUCAGAUUCCCCUUUCCAGAAUUGUGGUGUGCUGGAUUUGGAUAAUCAGAUGCAAAAUGCACAUGCUGAAAAUGACAGGUUGGUGAACUAUGAGCCUGAUCAGAGCACCUGUGGAGAUCCUCCAUCUACAUAUGCUGAAGAAUGGGAAAGAAGCAGUACUCCCAUAAAUGUGAGAGAGAGCUCAGAAUGUUCUCAGAUUGACAACUCAUCUGAGAGGACUUGUAAAAGGACUCGGGGUUCAGUGUUUUCCGAAGGGAUUCAGGAUAAGAAAUCACAGAAAUAUAAUGAAGGCAAAAUUGGCCACAAUAAAUGUUAGAGAAUAAAACCUAUUCAAGGACCUCGCUUAAUAGCUUAAGCUUUUAGGUUGAA